Messenger RNA from Anoplophora glabripennis (Asian longhorned beetle), 477 nucleotides. It is a transcript of the gene Polr2L, whose product is annotated as DNA-directed RNA polymerases I, II, and III subunit RPABC5. Lineage: Eukaryota; Metazoa; Arthropoda; Insecta; Coleoptera; Cerambycidae. The transcript has 3 exons. The record is from RefSeq and is a predicted model, not a curated record. Gene Ontology annotation, cellular component: RNA polymerase I complex; RNA polymerase III complex; RNA polymerase II, core complex. Gene Ontology annotation, molecular function: DNA binding; zinc ion binding; DNA-directed RNA polymerase activity. The coding region runs from base 139 to 342 and encodes 67 amino acids. Gene Ontology annotation, biological process: transcription by RNA polymerase I; tRNA transcription by RNA polymerase III; transcription by RNA polymerase II.
UUGUCUAUUGUCAAUUUACUAAAGUGUCGUGAUUUUGGACAAGUUGUGGCGGCUAAAAAAUUUAAGUUUCUAGAAAAUAUAAUUUAUUUUGUACAUUCAUAUCUUUUGAAUUGAGCUUGUUACAAAUAGCAGCCAACAAUGAUCAUUCCAGUCCGCUGUUUUACAUGUGGAAAAGUGAUUGGAAAUAAAUGGGAGGCGUAUUUAGGUCUUCUACAAGCAGAAUAUACGGAGGGUGAUGCUUUAGAUGCUCUCGGACUUAAACGAUAUUGUUGUCGGAGAAUGCUCUUAGGACAUGUCGAUCUCAUCGAGAAACUUCUCAAUUAUGCUCCUCUGGAGAAAUAAUUCGCAAAUGUGGUUGUCACUAUUGAAGUAAUAGUUCGAUGUUUUAUAUUUAAGACAAGUGAACCCAAUUAGUAAGAUAUUAAUUAACCAGUCUUCGCACUCUAAGUUAACGGAUUAGAAUUAUUAAAGUUAUAC